AUGUUCAAUAUAUUAUUUCUACAACUAAUUUUUUUAAAUAUUAUUAUAAUUAAUACUAGUAGUAAAUCUCCAAUAAGACAAUAUCAAACUAUUUUUAAUAAACCACAAUUUUAUUAUCAACAACAAAAACAAGAAGAAACACUUUCAGGUCAAAAAUGGUAUUACUCAUCAAAUCAACAACCAUCAGCUUAUUCAUGGUAUUGGACAAAUAAUGAUAUACCAUCAUCAAAUUUUUAUAAAAAUACAUUACCUAAUCAACAAGCUGAUCAAUUAUCAAAUUGGGCUUGUGGAAGAAGUCAAGUAACAAAUCGUUUUGGACGUAUUAUGGGUGGACAAAAUGCUGUACCACAUUCAUAUCCAUGGAUGGUUUCACUAGCUAAACGUUCAUUAAAUAAUUUACAUUUAUGUGGUGGUGUUCUAUUAACAAGACGUCAUGUUUUAACAGCUGCACAUUGUAUAGAAGAUUUUAAAGGAAUAUCAGAUAUUAAUAUAUUAGCUGGUAUACAUUAUACAAAUGAAAAAAAAACUCCCAUAUCAGCAUUAUCAAUUGAUAUACAUCCUCAAUAUGAUUCAGAAACAUUUGCUAAUGAUGUAGCAAUAAUAACAUUAGAUACAUUAUUACCUGAAAAUGAUCCACGUAUAGGAACAAUUUGUUUACCACCUAAUGAUAUGAUGGGAAAAAGUUAUCCACCUGUUAAAUCUUCUGCAGUAGCUAUUGGUUGGGGUUCAACAUCAUUUGGUGGUCGUCCAUCAGAAUCACUUAAACAAGUUGUUUUACCUCUUCUUGAUACAACAAAAUGGCCAUGUAAUAUAUAUGUAACUCAUGCUCAAGGACAAAUCUGUGCAGGAGAACUUAAUGGUGGUAUUGAUACAUGUCAAGCUGAUUCAGGUGGACCAUUAAUGGUAGAAAAUUCAGAUAGCCGUUGGGAAAUAAUAGGUAUUACAUCAUUUGGAAAGUCAUGUGGUAAACCGGAUACACCUGGAAUUUAUACACGUGUAGGUACUUAUAAUAGUUUUAUUCGAUCAAUUAUAGAUCUUUCAAGAAAUAGACAUUAUUAUUCUUCUGCUUUACCAAUAUAUUCAAAUAAUUUUAUUCUCAGUAUUUUUUUGAUAGUAUCUUUUAUAGUGUGA
Messenger RNA from Rotaria sp. Silwood1, 1131 nucleotides. NCBI's taxonomy places the organism in Eukaryota, Metazoa, Rotifera, Eurotatoria, Philodinida, Philodinidae. The record is from the annotation of a GenBank genome assembly.